AUGCUACUCACACCGACCAAAGUUUCAAGAACGGGUGACUCGGCAAACUCUGAUGACAACAGUGGUAAACACUGUAACUCGUUCAUGCGCUCCAUCGUUUCUUCCUUUAUGGUCAAGCCAAUAACUUCCCUCACCAAUACAGUCUCAAGCGGUAAAAGUUCUCGACGCAACAGUUCCCCUAGUAAAAUUACAAGACACGAUUUGAUCAAAGCUGCCGCUGAAAAUGACUUGAAAAGAAGUAAGUCUCAAGGGCGGGACAAACCUACGAGAAGCUCCAAUGGUAGGAACAAUGAAAAAAUCAUUGUGUCUAGUACUGCUUCAAAAAUCCAACGGGCUAAAAGCAGUAUAUAA
Messenger RNA from Saccharomyces kudriavzevii IFO 1802, 351 nucleotides. RefSeq lists its product as uncharacterized. NCBI's taxonomy places the organism in Eukaryota, Fungi, Ascomycota, Saccharomycetes, Saccharomycetales, Saccharomycetaceae. The transcript has a single exon. Bases 1 to 351 code for a protein of 116 amino acids. The record is from RefSeq and is a predicted model, not a curated record.